Messenger RNA from Homalodisca vitripennis (glassy-winged sharpshooter), 4806 nucleotides. RefSeq names its product dynamin-1-like protein (gene Drp1). Gene Ontology annotation, molecular function: GTPase activity; microtubule binding; GTP binding. The record is from RefSeq and is a predicted model, not a curated record. Lineage: Eukaryota; Metazoa; Arthropoda; Insecta; Hemiptera; Cicadellidae. Gene Ontology annotation, cellular component: microtubule; mitochondrion; membrane. The transcript is spliced from 13 exons. The coding region runs from base 173 to 2365 and encodes 730 amino acids. Gene Ontology annotation, biological process: mitochondrial fission.
UUGGCGUUUGGCCUUUACCAUUACCGAAUUCGAGCAGAUCCCAAUCAACGAACUGAAGUUGUUAUCUUUUCGAUUCAGCUUUGAUGAUCUUGUGGUUUUUUUUAAGUUUAUGAAUAUAAUCAACUAAAGGCUAGUAAGUUUACUCCGAAGUCACAUAAUAUAUUUAACAGAAAUGAUGGAGGCUCUUAUUCCUGUGAUAAAUAAACUACAAGAUGUAUUUAACACAGUUGGAACCGAUGCUAUACAGUUGCCUCAAAUUGUGGUUGUUGGUACUCAGAGCUCUGGAAAAAGUUCUGUAAUAGAGAGUCUAGUGGGACGAACAUUUCUACCACGGGGAACUGGUAUUGUUACUCGAUGUCCUCUGGUUAUUCAACUAAAUUAUUGUCCCAAAGAAGACAGGGAAAGAAGAUCUUCAGAAGAAGGGACUCUUAACAUUGAAGAAUGGGGCAAGUUUCUUCACACAAAAGGUAAACUCUUCACAGAUUUCGGUGAAAUUCGCAGUGAAAUUGAGCAAGAAACAAAUCGAAAGGCUGGACACAACAAAGGAGUGUGCUCAGAACCUAUUGUGCUGAAGAUCUAUUCUCCAUCCGUGUUAAAUCUCUCACUUGUUGAUCUUCCUGGUCUUACUAAGGUACCAGUUGGAGACCAGCCUGAGGAUAUAGAACAACAAAUAAGGAAGUUGGUAGUGAAGUAUAUAAGUAAUCCCAACUCAAUAAUCUUAGCUGUAGUGACAGCGAAUACUGAUAUGGCGACUAGUGAAAGUAUCAAGAUCGCAAGAGAAGUGGACGUAGAAGGACGUCGAACUCUGGCAGUAGUUACAAAACUGGACCUUAUGGAUGCAGGUACUGAUGCUAUUGAUAUCCUAUGUGGCCGAGUCAUUCCUGUCAAACUAGGUAUCAUUGGAGUUGUCAACCGAUCCCAGCAAGACAUCAAUGACAAAAAAUCUAUCAAGGAUGCAUUGCGGGAUGAGGCUACAUUCCUGCAGCGCAAGUAUCCCACUUUAGCAAACCGCAACGGAACCCCGUAUCUGGCCAAGACGUUGAACCGACUACUUAUGCAUCACAUACGUGACUGCCUGCCUGAUCUCAAGACCCGAGUAAAUGUGAUGGUCUCACAAUUCCAGUCACUGCUCAAUUCAUUUGGAGAUGAUGUUUGUGACAAAAGCCAGACUUUGUUGCAAAUCAUCACCAAGUUUGCAUCUGCAUAUUGUGCUACUAUUGAGGGGACUGCUAGAAACAUUGAGACUACUGAACUGUGUGGUGGUGCGAGAAUAUGUUAUAUCUUCCAUGAGAUAUUUGGCCGCACACUGGAUUCCCUCCACCCUUUGGUUGGUCUAACUAAGUUGGACAUUCUCACUGCUAUUAGAAAUGCCACAGGUCCCCGACCUGCACUCUUUGUUCCAGAGGUCUCUUUUGAACUUUUGGUAAAAAGACAAAUAAGGCGGUUGGAGGAACCUGCAUUACGGUGUGUGGAGUUAGUUCAUGAAGAGAUGCAGCGUAUCAUCCAGCACUGUGGCAUAGAGAGCCAGCAAGAAAUGCUGCGAUUCCCCAAGCUGCAUGAGCGAAUUGUUGAUGUAGUCACUCAUUUGCUACGAAGGAGGCUGCCUCCAACCAAUUCAAUGGUUGAGAAUUUAGUAGCUAUUGAACUAGCGUAUAUAAAUACAAAACACCCAGACUUUCAUAAGGAUGCUGCAUUAGUCUCCUCGCUUCUCAAAUCAGUGGAAGAAGAGGAUAUAAUCAAGCAAACUCGUGUCAGCAAACGACAUACCAUCAACUUGGCUCACCCGUCAAAUAUUGCACUUGCCAAUGAAGCUGAACAGAACCAUGUGCAUCAUGGAAAGUAUAGUGAAGGUCCUAACCUUACUGACCGUGCAAAUUUGCGCAACUGGAUGACCAACAUUCUGCCACGCCAACAAGAGAACAAUAGCAAGGAGCCUUCAACAGAGAACUCACCGACAUCAACUCCUACACAUCAGCCUAAUGAGUCUGAAGGCAAGAGUGUAGUUAGUCCUCAGAAACCAAUAAAUUUACUACCAGAAGUUACUAUGACUUGUCGCAAACUUACUGACAGGGAACAGCGUGACUGUGAUGUCAUUGAACGUUUAAUUAAGUCAUAUUUCUACAUAGUUCGAAAGUCUAUUCAAGACAGUGUACCAAAGGCAGUUAUGCACUUCUUGGUGAACUAUGUCAAGGACAAUCUACAAUCAGAACUGGUAGUUCAAAUGUACAAGUCGGACCAGGCAGACGAACUACUCAAUGAGUCAGAACACAUUGCACAACGCAGGAAAGAGGCUGGAGACAUGUUGAAGGCACUACAAAAAGCGAAUCUUAUCAUCAGUGAAAUACGUGAAACUCACAUGUGGUGAAUGUGCCAUUAGUAUUAUACUCUUCUAGAAUAGCUUUUUUUAGGUACCUAUUUUAGUUUUAACUUAUUUAUUCUUGAACGAAUUCUUUUUACUUUAGAGUUAUUUUUAUCUACAAAAGUGACUCCAGAACUAUUAUUCAGGUUACCGAGUGAGUGAUAUUUAUAACAUAAUAUCCAGACAUUGUUUUGAGGCAUUAUUUAUAAUAAACAAAUUGGUUACUUAGAUACAUAGACCUGUGGUGGUUAGUUGUUGUUCUUAAUUAUAGACUUGUUGCAUUGCUACUAUAGCUGUCAGGAAGUUGUGCAUAUCCGCUAAUGUUCGAGAGUGAAAAACGGACCAGGAUGUAUAAAUUUCAAUUUGCACUACCGUUAAAUCGCCUCGAUUUUCAUCUUUAACUACAUAAUAGUAUAAAACAUAAUUAGUAAUAUUGUUGUUGAUUCUUUGUAUAUAUUGCAGUUUAAUAGUACAAUUUCAUAAAGUGUACAUGAGAGUAUUGGAUGAUAAAGCAAUUGUCAACUGAUUAUUCAUUUAUAUUAUUAGUUUAUCAGCUUUGUAUUAAAUCUAAACCCUAGAAUUAAUUACAAUCCCUCUAGUCUUUUUUUGUUGAUAGUUCAGAAGGAUUUCCCUUCAGCAUGCUUUUUUAUUAUUUUACAAUCCUUUAAAUGCAUUUUAAAUGUAAUGUUAAUAAUUGUCAUUCUUUAAAUGAGGUUGAAAUUUAAAAUGAAAGUGUUACUAUCAAAAUAAUUUGAGCCUAUUUAAAGGAGUUUUUUUUCACAGGAUAAUGGUGUUAUUUAUAAUUAAGAUUAAAACUUGUUAAAUUUGUUUAACAAUAGCAUUUUUAUUUUUGAAUUUUCAUGAAUGUCAGUUUAACUAAAUGGUGUCUAUAAGAUUCACAUAAUGUGUCCAUGAAAUUCACAUAAUAUAUUUAAAUGGAUAUAACAUUCAACUCCUGAUUUCCCUAUUUAGUUAAGUAGAUGAUGUUCAAGGAUAACUCAAAACCACAGGUGAUUCAAAGUCAAGUCACUAUCCUUAAAAACAAUGAUUAAGUAAUAAAUAAAACUGGUAUAUAGUAGAGCAGUCUAAGUAUGUCAUUUUAUUGGUUUGUAUUUUCAAAGUCAAUUAAGAGCAGUCAUACAAAUUUAGGAGGUAUCACACAAAAAUAUCUUGCUAAUAAAACACUCAAAACACCUUGGUUUUACUGCAUUUUUACUGUGAAAUUUAAAACUAUUUAAUUUAUACUCUUGUAUUUACUAUAUCUAGCUAUUUGUAAUAAUUAUGAAUGAAAAUGGCAGGGUUUGGCCAAUUAGCAAUAUAAAGCGUAUACAAAAAUCAUAUGUGUUAUAAAAACUGUAUAGAACUGACCUGAUGAUUCAUUUAAGUCAACCAGAUAAAAGGAUAGUACAGAUAUACAAUUCUUAAAGAUAUAGUGUAAAUAUUUUAUAUUGGAUUGAAUCAGAGACUGUGUGCGACUUGCGACUUGACUUGUUUGAGUCCCUCUCAGAGUUGUUUUUAUCUUAAUUUUCUUUAAUACAGGAUAAGGUAAACCAUAAUAUGAUUGAUCUAACCCCAGAUAAUUAGGAGUUGAUUGUGUAUCCUCAUCCUAUAUUAUAUAUAACAAUGGUUAUAUAGGAAUACUUUUGGUAGCAGAAGUUGAAAAUAAUUUGAUUAUAGGAAGUGAUAUCUAAAUAAUACAUUUUUUUAAAUUUUGGUUUUAGUCAAGUAUUUUGACAUAUAACAACAAAUCUCAAAGAUGUCCGGAUCAAAAAAAUCCAACACAUGGCUCAUUGUCAUGAGCCAAAUACAUAACAGUAGGUGUCUGACUCAGUGUAAUGUAAAGAAGUAAAACAUUGAUUGAUAAUAAGAUAGUUGUCUUCAUGACAUAAAAUGUGUUAAGUAUAUUCUCUGAAUGAAAACAAUAAAACAUUUUAGAGCAAACAUUAUUUCAGUUACAAAAUAUCAAAUAAAUACUAACUCAUCAAUGUAAAAUAAAAACUCAGCUCUUUAUUAUUAUUAGACAUAAUUUACAAAGUGCAAUAGACAUUGACAGUUUACAACUGCAUGUUGUAGGCCACAUAGUUUAAAAUUAAGAGUAUUUUAAUUUGAUAAACUGAUAUACAAUGCUUCCAUAUUGAUUCUUUAUCUGCUUUAAACUACUGAGAUACUCAAUGUAGUGGUUAUAAACCGUUGGUAGUGGCUUGAUCAAUGCUUACAAAAAUUAUACUAUAGUAUUAAAAAAUACACAUAAAACAGACACAAACAAAAUGGUAAAAUAAGUAUAAACUAGUAUAACUGAUGGAUAGUUUAAAUUUGAUCUAAUUUAUAUUACAAGUUACUCAAUAUUUCAGUUAGUAUCUUGAUUGUAACUUAAGAUGCAGUAGUAUUAAUUGGAAUAUAAGAAGCUUCAGUGUAAAGAUUACUUAUUAAAACAUUGUAAAAGGAGA